GCAGCAAUUUGACUGCUGAAAUUUUUCUGGAAGCCACAGUUUACAUAUCAUCUACUUGCAAAUGUGUAAGAGGAAUGUUCACUUUUAUUGUAAUAAAAGUAAUCAAACCACUAUUACAUACAGCUUUGUUAAAGUGUUUUUAAUAUGUCGCCUAUGUUAUACGGGUAGUUUUUUAUAAAGUUUUAUGAUACUGGUAUUUUCAGCUGAAAGGAGAGAGCCUUCCAAAGAAAGAGGUGGAGUGUGGGAAUAUGUUACUGCUACAAUCUUGUUGAUCAGCGAUUAGUAUUAGAAAAUAAUACAGCAGUUCUUAAAGCUGUUUAUUUUAUGAGGAAAUACCAGCUAUAGGUUGGUCCUAGCAUGGCUUCUUGUGUUUAGCUGCUUUCCCGUAGCCUAGUGUUUAUACUAAUUGGCCCAUAACCACAUCUUUAAAGUAAAAGUAACAAAUCUAUCACUGUAAAGACCUUCAGAAUACUCUUUUAAAUUUUCCAGUGAUGACAAGGCGAAUAAUGCAAGUGGCACUGGGGAAGCUAGUAAACCUGCAGAGAUGCUUACGCAGAGAAGAAAACGUAUCUCCACCAUGCCAAAUCUUGUGAAACCCAGAGCUGGACCAUCGUCUGCUCAGCGUUCUGCACCAAAACAGCAGAGGCGAACAUCGCAGUCCUCUGAUGGCAGUGCUUCACUUCAGAAGGAUCCCUCCCCAUCAGAAAAGAGUAAUGUUGAAAGCUCUGUAAAGUCUCCCAUGCUUCCUGAGAAGAAAACACCUGUGCCACAAGUGCCACAGUUUUCACCACUAAAAAAAUCUGUGAACAAAGAGCAAAUUGUUGGUGUAGCUGCUCCAAAAAAUGAUGAUAGCUUGCAGAAGAAUGUACCCUCUCCUCUCAAGGAGAGACCAACACAGGAAAGAUCACGAACACAAGAGGAAAAGCUACCUGUGAAACCUUCUCCUGAGAAAGUCAAACGAACAUGUUCUGACCGGGAAAGGAUCCUCAAAGCUCGGAAAUUAAGAGAAAUGCUUAAAGAAGAGCUGAAGAAGGAGCGGAUGAAGUUGAAACACAGGCCUCCAGUAAUUGAAGGACGUUCUCCACCAGAUCGUUCUAAAAUGACUAUGAGAGACUUAAUAUACUAUCUGCCAGAAAACAAUCCUAUGAAGUCUUCAUUGGUAGAAGAAAAGAGAACAGAAAAAAAUUCUGCACUGAGUCAAAUGAAAGAACAGGAAGAGAAAAGUACUCCUGAUCAUGAAGAAGAGGAGGACGAUGAAGAGGAGAAUGGGGAAGAGAGUCAGGAUGGCCCACUUCUUGUUCCUCGUGUAAAAGUAGCAGAAGAUGGUUCAAUCAUUCUGGAUGAAGAAAGCUUAACUGUAGAAGUUCUAAGAACAAAAGGUCCAUGUGUUGUAGAGGAAAAUGAUCCCAUCUUUGAGCGUGGCUCUACAACUACAUAUUCUAGCUUCAGGAAAAGUUUUUACACAAAACCAUGGUCAAAUAAAGAAACAGACAUGUUCUUUUUAGCUAUCAGUAUGGUAGGAACAGACUUCUCCUUGAUUGGGCGGCUGUUUCCUCACAGAGCCAGAGCAGAAAUUAAGAACAAGUUCAAACGUGAGGAGAAAGCUAAUGGAUGGAGAAUAGACAAAGCUUUCAAAGAAAAACGACCCUUUGAUUUUGAAUUCUUUGCCCAGCUGCUUGAGAAGGUCUUAGCAGAUGAGGGAAAGAGGAAGCAAAAGACCGUUAAAAACCAGAAGCCAAAAGAAAAAAAGUCUCCAAGGCCACAGAAGUCAAAAGCAAAAGCUGCCCGCACAGAAGCUGUUAAUGAUCAAGAUGAAAUUCAGGAAGCUGGAAUUUCUGAUGCAGAAACAGAAGCAGAUGGUGUGACAGCUGAGAAAGAAAAUGAGGAAUCUUUGGGCAUUUCUGAACAGGCAGAAGAACAGGUUGCAUCAGAGCCAGCAUUAUCAAAAAAGAAGAGAAAGAGGAAGAGAAAAGAUGAUCUUGAACAGGAAGUGGAGAAUAUUCCUGAAGAAAUGGCUGGUCCUUCAAAAACUGCUGAAGAAGGGAAGUCCUGUAAUAAAAGAAAAACAGUGAUACAUGCAAGCAGUGAUAGUCAUACUACCUGUGGAGAAGAAGUGAAUUGUGCUAUUGAAGGAAAACAAAACGCGACUGCUGUAACAUUGGAAAAGAGAUCAGAGUCUUGUUCACCAAUGAAUAACCAAAUGGAAAGAGAAGGUGGUGUCAAUUUAUGCAGCCUUGAAGAUGGCAAUGGUGUUAUACCAGAAGUAGAACCUGCUAAAUUGAGAACCAGAGAUAUUAGAGAUAAUGCAUCACAGGAAAGCCAGAUUCCAGAGUUACCAGUUUCAGAUAUUAGAGACAAGGAAACACAAGCCGUAGAAACUACAGAAUCAAAGAAUGAAGAUACACAUCACUCACAAAAAACAGAUGGAAAGGAGAGUGUAUCAGAAAGUGGUUCACAAUCUGAAAUCAUGAAAACUGAAAAUUCAGCAGAUAGAAGGCGCUUUGGAAGACCUAAACCCAAUUUAGUGAGAUCUUCUGGAAGGAGGGAAACAGCACCACAAGACAAAACGGAGGCCAAAACUUCUCCAACCAUUGCAAAUGCAGGUGAAAAGUGCUCUGAAGAAGACAGUAGAAGAAACAGAAAUGAAGCCACAGAAGUAGAGAACAGGGAUUUGGAUACUGCAUCUCAAGAACUCAAAAAACCUGGAAUUGCAAAGACAGUAGUUAGAGGAUAUCGACAGAGAUUUAAACCUAAUGUUUCAAGAGCAUCUGGAAGGAAAGAAGAGCCUGAAACACAUGCAAGAAAUGAUGAAAUAUCCCAUCUGCAGCCUAAGGGGGAAACUGAGAAGAAUAAUGACCAAGGUAAUAGCUCUGAUGUUACCAGUGAAGAUGCUGCAGAAAAAGAUGACAAAAUCCUGGAGACAGUGUAUCAGUCUAACGAAACAGCUGGUUUAAAAGAAGAUGGCAAACAGAUUGUGUUGAAUCAAACACCUCUAAAGAGAGGUAGAAUACAGAGACCAAAACCAAAUCUUGGAAGAACUGUUGCUAGGCAAAAAGAAAUGAUACAUAAAAAAGAUCCUGAAGAGGAGACAACUGAAGGUGGAGAAUCAGAAAAAAGUGUCAAUCACCAUCAAGAUGAAAACAAUGAUCCCUGCCUCAAAAAUGAUUUAACAGCUCAUGAAGACACUCAGCCAUCCAGUGUGGUGUUAGAAGGUGUUUCUACAGAUUCUGAGAUGAGCUCAGUAUAUUCAAAACAGUGUUUCCAAGAAAAGUCCUCAGAAGCAGAAAGCUAUAAAAGUGAAAAGGGAUUGUCAGAUGUCUCGAAACAGAUUUCAGAUUCCAAUACAAGGGAAUCUCAUCCUCAAAAGGAAGAGGAGAAAACUGUUGUAUUGUCAGCUCGGCUACCAAGGACACGAUUCCAGAGACCAAAGCCAAAUUUAAGAACAACUAGUAGAAAGGAAGUUCUGGAUGUAAAUAAUAAAGGUGCAUCACAAAAAGAUACCAACAAAGAAGAAAGCUUGACACAGUGUGAUAGUGAAUGUAGCAUCCCACCUGACACAGAUAAAGCAGGAAAAUGUGAAGUUUUAAACACACUAGAAUCCUUGGGAAAAGAGAAGUCACUUUGCUCUCAGGAGGUUCCUGAGAUGCCAAGUUGUAAGUCCCCUAAAACAUUUUCAAGAUCAGAGGAUGCUGAACUGAAGUUCUGUCUACCUGAAAUUAGCCAAGACAUUUCUACUACUAUUACAGGCACUCAAGAAGAAUGUCAACACACACCUCUUCCACCUGUCCAGCUGGCACAGAACAAGAGGUACAAGCCAAGCUUGGUAAGAACUGUUGGAAAGAAGGAGUUACAAAUAUCAGAAAAUGAGAGUAAGAAAAAGCCUGAAGCCGAGCAAAAAGAUGAGUUUGACAAUACUGUCAUGGGUGAAAAUGAAGCUGUAUUGUGUCAAGCAGAUGUAUUGAGCAAAGAGGAACAGGAACAGCAAGAGAUGCCUCAGGUGUUCUCUAUUUCUGAAACCUUAUUGUCUGAACAAAGCAGUACUGAAAAAUUUACCUCCCAAGAAGGCAAGCUGAGUGCUCUGGAACCAGGACAAUUCAUAAGGAUUGAGCCUCCAAGAACUAGACCAAACCUAGAAAGAGCAAACUGUGAAAAAGGAUCUCCAGUAAUACAAAAUCUUGCUGCCCCAGAUGAAGAAGAAAUGAAUCAAGGAGAGAAUCUGCCUUUGGCAGAGGAAUCUGAAGACCUUCUCUCCUCAAAAGAUGACAUGGAGGUAUUGUUGCUUGUGGGAAAUUUGUCUGAGAAUGACAAUGUAGACAUAAAUUCGGGAAGCAUGACGUCAGGAACACUUUGUUCUUCUAAAAAAUCACCAAGUUGCAACACCAAAAAAGAGCAAGAACAGUGUCUAUCUACAGAUGCUACAUUAAGCACUCUGGGUACUACAGAAAGAUCCAAUGAUAAAUUAAGUUUUGGAGAAGAAAGUGGACAGAGAGCAAGGGAGCCCCAUUGGAAUCCAAGGCCUGACCUAAUGAGACUUACUAGGAAAAGGGAUUAUCCUGAAGAGUGUGAAAACAGAGAAGAGGACAACACUGAGAGAAAUGAAGAGUCAUUGGUGUUGUUAAGAACAUGUGUAUCAGGGCAAAACUCCAGUAAUACAGUGGAAACUGGAUCCUUCUCAGAAGCUACAAGGAAACACAAUUUUGCAGAGCAUUUUGAAGAAACAUCGCAUAAGACAAUCAGGCAGGACAUUACACUCCAGUCUCCAGGGAUAUCAGCAGAGAGUGCGAGUCAGGUAGAACAAGAUAAUGAUUCUCGGCUUUCUACCUCACAGGAAAAGCUUUCAGACAAUUUCCCAAGAAGGCAAUUCAGGAGAUCAUCAAAACAGACAGCACUGCCAGAACAUGUGUUGGAGCCAAAACCUGCUACUUCUUCUGCCUCUGAAUGUGAGGCUUAUUGUAGUGAGAAGGGGAGUCAAAGAAAAGAAGCUAAACUGCAUGUUACCAGAGACAAAAGUUUGAAAACUACACAAAGAAGAAAAUCUGGGAAGGAACCCAGAAGUUCAAAGAUAACCUUUGUUACCCUCCGGGCUUCUGAAGAGGAGGAGGAGGAUGAGGAGACAGAUGACUUUGAGCUUGGUGAUGAAGAUGAAUGCUUUGCAUCAGAGGAAGUAAACAAGGCUCCAGUGUUUGUUCCUAUAGGUCUUCGAUCUCCAAAACCAAUUCCUGUGCAGAUACAGGAAACCAUGGAGGAGCUGGAAAUACCUGUGAAUAUCCCAGAUGUGCAGGUGGCUACUGAUGCUGAAAGUCUUCCUUGUGCUUCUCUCCAACCAGUACAGAGGGAAGAAAAAAUAAGCACCUCAAUAGCUGAAGCAAUCAUACGUGAGAAUCCAGAGGUGGACAAAGGAAUUAACGAUGGAAGCACUGAAGCUGCUAUGACUUUACUUGCAAUGGGUGAUCCAAAUUUCCAGUUAAAAACAAGCACUGAAGAACAGACACAUAUGUCUCCUGCUCAAGAUGACUUGGACAUGGCUGAUAGCCUUGUAAUUCAUACCUACUCCAAAGAAAAUAGAACUUCUAGUCAGUAUUUGCUUGCUUCAGAUACCUCUAUCAAGGAAUUGCUGUUUUCUGAGGAUGGAAACAACAUCAAUGUAGAGCAUCAAAUCACUGGCACAAGAAUAGGUGUUGAACAAUAUUCAGAGAUGGAUGCUACUGAUACCAGUGGUAGCUCUUUGUCUAUGGUAAAUAGUAUGAGACUGACAGGAGACAGACGCCUGGAGCCCGAGCCAACAUCUGGAAUAUUGAGGUCCAAUGAAGACAUAAUGCAGGAGAUACUUAACACAAAUGUACUUGUGGAACAACUAGAGCAAAUUCGAACUGAUCCUACAACUCUGAGGGGUAAUGCAGAAAUGCAGAAGGUGGAACCAGAACCAAUCAAACCAGCUGCAGAUGAUUCUUCAGUUCUUCAUGACUUUGCAGCUGGAAAUACGGAACUUACGAAGCAAGUAGACAAAACUGAGAGAACAGAAAAGCAGAUAAGAGGUGCUUGUGGAAAUUCAGGAGACUUAAGACAUCUAACUGCAUCACCCAAACCUGAAAAAUCACACCUUGGACUAGAAGAUUAUCCAAAUGCAAGUUCUGUGGAUGAACUGUCUGAGCGAAGUCCUUGUCCUCCUGAGUACCAUAUAUGUACAGUCAACUUUACUCAGAAUGAAGCUUGUACUCAGGAUGCUCAACAACAUUGCAUAAGCAGCACAGAAGAAACUUCAGUAGUGAACGAUGAUCAUAGAUGUCCAGAGGAAGAACAGACAUUCAUUUUAACAUUGGUGGAAAUCCCAGCUGACUCAAAAGAGUUUGAUGCAUCUGCUAUGGUGGAGCAAACUUCUGAACCAGUACUACCAGCCCCAAUACUUAUCAGCCCAAUAAACGCAAGUGAAACAACUGUGACUGAAAUGGAGAGUAUUGGAUCCUUUACAACUGCAGCUGGUGAAGUUGCUGCACCUUUAAACAGCAGUAUGGAAACCAAGCAACUAGAGAGUGCAGUAGACCCUGUUCCAAAGUUGCAGACAGCUCAAAAACGGUUGGCUGCUGAGCUUGAAGAGAGUGAUUUUCCUCCUUCCAAGAAAGCCCUAUCUACUGUUGCACUGGAAGAUAACCUGGAAACCACGUACAAGGGUUAUUCAAUUAAGUCUGCAGAUGUGCCAGUGGUAACUUCUGGGAAUUCUUUUCAAAAAACAGAGUCUUCAGCAAAGGAAAAAAUACUUACAUCUGUAUUGGUGUCUGAGCCUAUCUCACAACUGGCUGAGAGAAGCCAGCUUGAGACUUUGGAGAGCUUAGGGAAAACACCACUUGAGAAUCCAGCAUCCAAAAAGGAAGAGGAGGUUAUGUCUAGAUUAACCUCUAACAGAAAAGCAGAAAUAAGUAGACAAGGAAAGCAGGAGAAUGUGCAUGAAUCUGCACAGCUGGAACAUACUGGAAGCCCAGCAUCAUCUUCAAAAACUCCAUUACUCAGGGGUGGACGAAAACCACUGGGGUUUUUAUCUUUAAUUUGCAAAAAAAGUAAUUCUGAAUCUGCAGAAGACACCAAAGGGAAUAGAGGGAAGAUCCAAAAGCCUCGAAUUGUGACUCCAAAACGAAGUCUAAAGAAACCCACUCCAUCCACUGAGGAUGAUAGGGAAUCUUGUUCCUUUCCCUCUACAUCAUCAUCUGUGGAACAUGAGCCUGUAGCUGCUGAUGCUGCAGUUAUGGUUCCAAGUAACAACUCAUCUGAGAAGCUACCUCUUUUUGGUAAAGAUCAAGAGAAGGAAGGAGAGCCAACCAAAAUCUCUGAGUACUUUUUCAGUGACAUCUUUAUGGAAGUGGAUGAUUCAGAAUAGCAAAUGGGUUUUAUAAAAACCUAGGAUCACAGAAUAUACUGCAACAAGAUAAGAGUAUUUAAAAAGUUACAAUUUGUUCUGAUAUUCAUUAUGCCACAUUUACUGCCAGCCAGUUAUAACAGUACCAGAUAAAAUACCAAGAAAGUGGUCUCUUUAACAUUCAAGGGAAACUGAACAUUCUCGAAAAGUGAUGUAGCAGAUUCAAAGGAGAAGAAGGAAAGGAUGGGCUGAAAAGCCUCAUCCCCUGCUCCUCCUCUAAAAAACUGUGUGCAAUUACUAAUAAACUCCCAAAACAUGCUACUGGAACUAGGCCGCAGAGUAGGAUGAAGAGCCAUAAACUAUUCAUAUCUUGAACAAACUCCAGUACCUUUGUAAACUCCCUAUAAACCAUUAUCACUUAGCCCAGCACAGUAGCAACCUGAAUCCAUGCCCCUCUACUGUAAAAGCUAUGUGUCAGGGACACUACUGGACCUUUCUCUGCAUAAGAAAAUAAGCCUAGGGACCAGAAAGUUAUUAAAACCUCAAAAAAGCCUAGGGACCAGAGACACAGGAAGGGCUCCACCUAGAGAGAUAUUACGAAUUCAAGCAACAUGCCUACUGACUGCUUUAUCCUAAUACAGAGUAAGGUCAACCAAAAUGCAAUCAGUACAGGAUUUUUUCCACUUCUCAAGCCCCACGUUGGUCGCUAAGAAUGUAUUUGUCCUCGUUUAGGGCAAACUUGGGUGGCAGCUUUCAAAGGGGUCCCUCUAGAAAGCAGAUUCAAGUGGCCACUCCCCUAACCGAUUUGGGAAAAGAAUUCCUUUAAGAAAAGUGGAAAAAAACUGUUUAUUUAGCAAGCAAAGUAUUCACAAGCAUAAAAAAUGAAUAAUAUUAAACAAUAAAACCUCUCACUCUUCUGAA
Molecule: messenger RNA, 8269 nt
Organism: Sturnus vulgaris (Common starling)
Lineage: Eukaryota; Metazoa; Chordata; Aves; Passeriformes; Sturnidae
Product: BDP1 general transcription factor IIIB subunit
Biological process (GO): RNA polymerase III preinitiation complex assembly
Cellular component (GO): transcription factor TFIIIB complex
Molecular function (GO): TFIIIC-class transcription factor complex binding
Source: RefSeq, a predicted model, not a curated record